This is a messenger RNA of Pyricularia grisea, 661 nucleotides long. RefSeq lists its product as uncharacterized. The coding region runs from base 297 to 608 and encodes 103 amino acids. Lineage: Eukaryota; Fungi; Ascomycota; Sordariomycetes; Magnaporthales; Pyriculariaceae. Gene Ontology annotation, molecular function: DNA binding; structural constituent of chromatin; protein heterodimerization activity. The record is from RefSeq and is a predicted model, not a curated record. Gene Ontology annotation, biological process: nucleosome assembly. The transcript has 3 exons. Gene Ontology annotation, cellular component: nucleosome.
GCGCGAUAAAACAGCGCCAAAAAGCGGCAUUCAAUCAGGUCAGAUUUGGGCAUUUUUCUGAGGACAAAAAAAGCCGGACAAGAAAAUCCAUUUUUACCCCCCAACCAAGGAAACCAAAUCACUCUGCGUGGUAUAAAACCCCCCAACCCACCUUUCCUGUUCCCAACUCUCCCACCUCACUCCCCCAUUCCCGAAAACUACCAACAACCAAAACAAAGCUGCAUCAUCAAUUUGUCCAUCGCGACAAUCAAUCAUCAACACUUUAAUCAACUUCAUUCUCACUCAAAUUCAUCAACAUGACUGGACGCGGAAAGGGAGGAAAGGGUCUUGGAAAGGGCGGUGCCAAGCGUCACCGUAAGAUUCUUCGUGACAACAUUCAGGGUAUCACCAAGCCCGCUAUCAGGCGUCUGGCUCGCCGUGGCGGUGUCAAGCGUAUUUCUGCCAUGAUCUACGAGGAGACCCGUGGUGUCCUCAAGUCCUUCCUCGAGGGUGUCAUCCGUGACGCCGUCACCUACACUGAGCACGCCAAGCGCAAGACCGUCACUUCGCUUGACGUCGUCUACGCUCUCAAGAGGCAGGGCCGCACCCUGUACGGUUUCGGUGGUUAGAUGGGGAGAACUUUAUUCACGAGCAUGUCGUUUUUUGCAUUUUUCGCGUUCGG